Molecule: messenger RNA, 876 nt
Organism: Zingiber officinale
Lineage: Eukaryota; Viridiplantae; Streptophyta; Magnoliopsida; Zingiberales; Zingiberaceae
Product: NAD(P)H-quinone oxidoreductase chain 4, chloroplastic
Exons: 1
Biological process (GO): ATP synthesis coupled electron transport; aerobic respiration; electron transport coupled proton transport
Molecular function (GO): NADH dehydrogenase (ubiquinone) activity; ubiquinone binding
Source: RefSeq, a predicted model, not a curated record
UUUAUUAAGUACGGGCUUUUGUGGUCAAAAACGUAUCUUGUCUUUAUCACGAAUAAUUUUCCUUGGCUAACAAUACUUGUUGUUUUGCCGAUAUCCGUCGGCUCUUGCAUUUUUUUUCUUCCUUAUAGAGGAAAUAAGAUGUUCAGGUGGUAUGCUAUAGGUAUUUGCUUGUUAGAACUCCUUUUAAUGACCCACGUUUUCUGUCAUCAUUUCCAAUUGGACGAUCCAUUAAUCCAAUUGGAAGAAGAUUUUAAAUGGAUAGAUAUUUUUGAUUUUCACUGGAGACUGGGAAUCGAUGGACUUUCCAUAGGACCCAUUUUACUGACAGGAUUUAUCACCAGUUUAGCUACUUUAGCAGCUUGGCCAGUUACUAAAAAUUCACAAUUGUUCUAUUUUCUCAUGCUAGCAAUGUACAGCGGUCAAAUAGGACCAUUUUCUUCUCGAGACCUUUUACUUUUUUUCAUGAUGUGGGAGUUAGAAUUAAUUCCUGUUUAUUUACUUUUAUCCAUGUGGGGAGGAAAGAACCGUCUCUACUCGGCGACAAAGUUUAUUUUGUACACGGCGGGGGGCUCCAUUUUUCUUUUAAUAGGAGUUUUGGGUAUGGGUUUAUAUGGUUCUAAUGAACCUACAUUAGAUUUUGGAAAAUUAGCUAAUCAAUCAUAUCCUGUGGCAUUGGAAAUAAUAUUAUAUUUUGGAUUCCUUAUUGCUUAUGCCGUCAAAUUGCCGAUUAUACCUCUACAUACUUGGUUACCCGAUACCCAUGGAGAAGCACAUUACAGUACAUGUAUGCUUCUGGCUGGAAUCUUAUUAAAAAUGGGAGCAUAUGGACUUAUUCGAAUCAAUAUGGAAUUAUUAUCCCACGCUCAUUCCAUAUUU